Cryptotermes secundus is the source of this 3317-nucleotide messenger RNA. Its product is annotated as zinc finger protein 850. Lineage: Eukaryota; Metazoa; Arthropoda; Insecta; Blattodea; Kalotermitidae. The record is from RefSeq and is a predicted model, not a curated record. Bases 393 to 1901 code for a protein of 502 amino acids. Gene Ontology annotation, cellular component: nucleus. Gene Ontology annotation, molecular function: DNA-binding transcription factor activity; zinc ion binding; RNA polymerase II cis-regulatory region sequence-specific DNA binding. Gene Ontology annotation, biological process: regulation of transcription by RNA polymerase II. The transcript is spliced from 3 exons.
CAUUAAAUAAAUAUGAUACACAAUUUCAUACAGACAUAUAUAACAUUUAUGGCUGUCAGUCUGAUAUUUGGAGUUCACUGGAAUGCCAUACAAUUCUAGGUACUGUAACCAAAUCACAUUUUCGAGUAAUAUGUAUAUAGUAUAUUUUAAAAUUAUUUGUAUACUUUCCCGUUGGCUUCUGUACUCAUAUACAACGAAUAUGAAUGACAGAGUACUAAUAAUCUUCAGGUUAUUUGGUACGCUCGUAACAGGGAUUAAAUCGGCAAACAAAGCAAGCGCUAGUAUAAUCGUUUCUAGUCAAUUUCUCGAUUUCGAUUCGUACGUCGAUUUAAAAGGCUCGUUCAGUACGUAUUAGUUUUGUGUAGGUAAAUAAUAAUGUAAUAAAACCUGCAAUGAAUCCUACGAAAAAGGAAGCUUUAUUUCACUCGGAUAAAAUAUGUCGGCUCUGUUUAUCACACAAACGUGCUAUGUUACCAAUAUUUUAUGAAGACGGAACAGCACUCCCUAUGGCGUCUAGAAUUUUAACAUAUAUCGGAAUUGAGGUUUCCAUUGAUGAUGGCUUCCCAACAACGAUUUGCAAUAACUGCCAUAAUCGAAUUGAUGCGUGGCAUAAAUUCAAAGAACAAUGCAAACAUUGUCAUGAUGUUUUACAUCAGUGCAUUGCAAGAAAUGUUGGUUUAGAGGUGAAUACUGGAAAACAGACUCAUAAUGGUCAAGUAAUUUAUACUAGUGUUUCUUCACAAGGCAUUACAGCUGAACAAGGAGUAAAUUCUAAAAGGGAUUUUGAAACAGACACAACUGUAGAUGUGCAUGUAAAGAAUGACUCCUUGGUACAACAAGAAGAGGAUUCUGUAAAGACAGAACCUGGAUUCCACAGAACCUCAAAAAUGGCCGAUGAGAAAGGAGACAGAGACACCAGUGAUAAUACUGCAUUUGUACAGGGUAAGAGUUGCAUGUUGUACAAUUCAGACAUUCCAUACCAUGAUUCUGAAAUGGAUAGUGGGAAGUCAGAAAUGGGUUCUGAUGACAUUCAGAGUGAUGACGAUAAACCUGCCGGUAGAAAAAGUCCUAAAAUUGCCAGGUUUGGAAAUGUAGGAAACCUUAAAAAUCACAGCAAAGUUGAUGACCCUUCAGACUGUAAAACAUAUGGCUGCUCUAAAUGUGGCAAAACAUUCAGCUACACAAAUAACUUCACAUUUCACAUCUGUAAUCUUACUCCUGAGAAACGCUUUGUGUGUAACUUGUGUGGGAAGGAUUAUUCAACAGCAGGUGCUGUGAAGACACAUCUUCACAUCCACAAGGGAAAGCAUAAAUGUCUGACAUGUGGCAAAUCAUUCCCAUCCAAAUUCCAGGUAGAGGUGCACAUGCGCAUACACACUGGAGAAAAGCCAUAUGUCUGCGAGUAUUGUGGGAAGAGAUUUGCUUAUGACAAAGGCCUUCUAUUACACAUGAGUGUACACACAGGGAUUAAACCAUACAAGUGUGAUGAAUGUAGCUACUCUACAACAUCACGAAGCUACAUAAAGAAUCACAAAUCUGUGCACAGGGCUGAAAAACCAUUUGUGUGUGAGAUCUGUGGCCAAGGAUACACACUUCUUCCCAGUCUGAUGAACCAUCAACUGAAUCACAGCGAUCAAAAGGCUUACACAUGUGAAGUGUGUAGCAAAGCAUUCAACACCAGUCGAAAACUUGCAAGCCAUAAAAUAAUGCACAGUGGUGUGCGGCCGUAUCACUGCGAAGACUGUGGAAAACGAUUUGCACGCAAAGAAGGCCUCAAGGAACACAAAGUGAUUCAUACAGGUGAAAAAAAAUUUGUGUGUCCAGUAUGUCAAAAGAAGUUUGCAUGGCGAAAGAUUUUAAGAACACACAAGUGUGCUGGUGCCUUAGAUUGUAACAAGUAGUCCAUUUCCUCCAAUGUAUUACAGACUUGGAAAAUAUGGAAAUUACUGUGUCUUUUUUUCACUUUUUUUUUGAUUUGUUCCUGUGAACCCUACCUUCUCCCAUGUCUUAUAAGUUAAUAGACUCGGCAGUACAGAGUUUCCUUGAACUGUUAAUAAUUAGACACACCAAGGAAUUCCAUGUUACAAAAUUUAGCAGUUUAUGCAAGAAUUGGAGAAAUCGUGAUGAUGAAUAUUAAACUUGGUCUUCUGAAGUGUGAUUUCAUGAAGUCUUAUAGAUAGGUACCAAUAUUCUGGAAGAAGCUGCCUCCAUCUUCAUCUCCUUCCUGCCCAAGAUGAAGUCAGCAGAUUCCACCAAAAGACUGGUGUCUGUAAGGAUGCAUGGCAUUACAUCCUAGAAGAAUGUAACCCUAAUAGUUCAUUGCCAUUAACAAUACAGCUGUAAAAGCACUCAGCAGACAAAGAAAUAAUGGACAGGAUUUGGUGAGUUUAUGGUACUCUCCUACAGUGCAUAAUGAAUAAUAUUCCUCUUAUAUUUCCUGCCCUACACAGCCAUAUUUCACUAUUUUUCUUGUUUCAUUGCAAUUCACUGAUAACCAACCAUUUCAACAAAUUCUGGUGCUUAAUUACUGUUUGUAAUAGGGCCACAUUUUUUAAAUUGUAAUGUUUGAUUUUCUUUUAUUUCUUCAUCUCUGAAGUGAAACUUAAGAGCAACUGGCUAAUGAGAAUUUUAAUUCCACUGUUAUAGUUGUGACAAAGCACAGAAUUCAUGGAUUGGGUCACCUGCUAAUCACCAGCUUAGAAACAGUGGCCUCCACACAAUAUCCACCAUCAUUAACAGUCAGGGAGUUGGACCACUAGUUGGCCCAUUCAGGCCUGAUUCAUCCAGUGGUAUCUUCAAAGGUCUUCUCCGGUUCCUUGAUACAUGUGAGCAUGGGCUGCUGCGGUUGGAUGGAGGUGCAGGGUGUCUUGUAAGGCCUCUCUGACCUCACCGUCAUCCUUGUGCAAUUGAGUGCGGCUCUGAUUGCACAGGAUGAUCCCAUACAAAAAUUGUUUUAUGUUGUGAUGAGGAUGACCCUCUUCAUUGGUUUUAGCUCAAUGUUGUACCCUGCUCACAAUCCCUCUGAGCUUGUGUAUCCAGGUGUUGUUUCCCAGGCCUUUGGAAACAGUAUAACUGACACCCAGAACAUACCCACAGACACAAAGGAGCAGGUACCAAAGAUUAUAAACACUCAGCAUUUUAGUGGAACACACCCAGAAAAAUGGUUUUAACAGUUUAAUGGUACUGUAUCAACUACACAGGUAUGUAUUGUCAAAACUUAAGAACUUUUCUUGCAGUCUUCAUUACUUCCAUAAAAAUUGUGUUAAAAAGUUGUCCAGUGAGAAGUGUAAUAUAAACACAAUCAAGAGUUAACAUUA